Molecule: messenger RNA, 2095 nt
Organism: Nylanderia fulva
Lineage: Eukaryota; Metazoa; Arthropoda; Insecta; Hymenoptera; Formicidae
Product: PI-PLC X domain-containing protein 1
Biological process (GO): lipid metabolic process
Molecular function (GO): phosphoric diester hydrolase activity
Source: RefSeq, a predicted model, not a curated record
GCACUGUUCUUGAACUUGCACAACUUGACUUGAUCGCGACGUACGACGAUCAGUCACGAUUUAUCAACGGAGAGAGAUACGAGUGCGCCGAACCGUGAGAAGAAUCGAAGACCAUUCAGUCGAUCGAUCAUCGUGUCGUAAUAUUGUAACGCAAGUGUCAGAUUCGAAAUUAUUGUAUAAGUGAUAAAAAAAAAAUAUGUAUCACGAGAUACGCAACUUUGUGCGACUCGCGGUAAUUUUUUCUACCAAUUUUAAAGAAUGCGCGAACGUUCCUAAAUAUUUAUGGCUUCGUCGAAUAAAAAAGUACGAGCGUGAAAAUUAUUGAUCGAUAUAAUAUUGUAGCGAACAAGCCUUCGUGGAAAAGAGAAUUGAAACGACUGUGGAGGCACAAAGAGGAAUGUCGACGUCCCGACGACGAAGAGGCGGAUAGAGAUUUUACUUACUAACGAGAUUUCCUGCAUAACUCGCGAACGAAAAUGAGGCCAUUCGCAAUCGUUGCCGCCCUUCUAUCCUGGUUAACGAUCGUCGAUUGCGUUUCGACCGGAGGAUUCUGCCUUCCGGAAACUGGGGACGACUUCCAGCGCGCACACGUCGGCCUGAUUAUCUCGCCCAUAAUGUCCAUGAAAAUGAUACGGGAGAUCGAGAUUUAUUGGAACCACGUCAAGUAUCGACCGGGCGACACGAUAGCUCUUUACGACAGCUAUCCGAGCGAACCCACGAACGACCUCGAGCCAAUUUAUACCCUGAUACCAAACGCGCCGAGUGGCAUCAAGAGGACCGGAGUGCAGGCGGCAUUCGUUCCCACCUCGAGUCUCACGUUCGUUCGACAAUGUCUACAGUACCAUGUCGCCUGGCUAAGAAACGGCACAAUAAAACAGACGAACUGUCUGCAAACAUACCCUCAUUGGAUGGCAGAGAGGAGGGACAUUCUAGGAUCACUGCCGAUGAGCAGGGUGUUCCUGCCAGGAACGCACGAUUCUGCAUCGUACGCGAUACAUGAACGAGCGAACUCUGAGAAUAUCGUCGAGAGAUUCGUAAUAACCCAGGAUGUGGACGUGCUCGCGCAAUUGAUCUACGGGGUUCGAUAUCUGGACAUCAGAGUGGGACAUUAUCCUAACACGAAUUCGAUAUGGUGGGCCAAUCAUGGAGUAUUCAAAUCUGUUCCUAUGCAAAACGUCGUGAACCAAGUGAAGUCCUUCCUCGACAACACGAAGGAAAUCGUGAUAUUCGACGUCCAGGAAUUUCCCGUUGGUUUCGGGAAAAAUCUGGGAGUGCAUCACGAUUUCGUCGGAUUUCUCGAGGAACAAUUUGCUGGAUAUUAUUUACCGAAGAGCUACGGAUGGACCAGCACACUAAAUACGAUUUGGUCAUCUGGGAAAAGACUUAUAAUCGGUUACGAUGAGAAACGAGUCGUCAAUCGCUAUGAGAGCGUGUGGCCCUGCGUAACACAUCAAUGGGGAAAUGUCAGAAAUAUCGAAGACUUGUUCAAUUAUCUGAAUCGUAUCGAAACGGAAAGUCUCGGACAUCCCAGAGCGAUUCCGAGAUCAGCGAUGGCCGAAUUGACGCCCAACACGUGGGACGUGAUUUUAAAUCGGCUCGGAAGCAUCCGUCAAAUGGCAGAGAAAGUUAAUAUCAAUGUUACAAAUUGGUAUAACAGUAAAUGGCAACAUACAGCAAAUAUCGUCGCCGUCGACUUCGUUCGAUCGUCCGGCAUCAUCGAAACUGCGAUUGAGUGGAACGAGAGACGAAAUACGAAUUGUUAAGAUUUCGGGUAAAAAUUAAAGAAAAAAAAAAGAAGAAACACUUACAAACCAAAGUUCGUUAAUACAAUUCAAAUAAUUAAUUCGUAGCAUGCUGAAUACAGCGAAAGAGAUUUUAUGCUAGUACUUAAUAAUUUAUUAUCUCGAUUCACCCAACGCAAUUCCUUUUGUGUAGUUAUGUAUUGUACGAAUAUAUAAUCAAUUUUAUACGCACAAAAGGUGGAUGUUUCACGCAAUCAGACAAUGUCUAAUUAAAAGAAUAUAUAAAUAUCUCGUAAAAUAUAUUUUAUAGAAAUAUAAUAUAUGUGAACGACAAUAAUGCUGUUGUCAUCAAA